Molecule: messenger RNA, 854 nt
Organism: Quercus lobata
Lineage: Eukaryota; Viridiplantae; Streptophyta; Magnoliopsida; Fagales; Fagaceae
Gene: GG1
Product: Ggamma-subunit 1
Exons: 4
Coding region: 304-633 (109 amino acids)
Biological process (GO): G protein-coupled receptor signaling pathway
Source: RefSeq, a predicted model, not a curated record
AUCCUUAACAUUACUCUUAUUUUUUAUUUGUGGAAGAGGAAACUAAGACCAAAAGUAGGGACGGAAAUCACAAAAUAAAACUCAGAUCUACAAGGUUUAGAGAGGGAUAGGGGCAUAUACUAUAUAUAUAUAAAUAUAAAAUAAAGUAAACGUUAAUGUUUGUUGAAACUGGAGACUGGAGACUGGGAAUGAAAACAAUGGGCAGGUGGGUUUCGGGAUGAGCUAAGCUAGCUAGCGUAGUGUUUGUGUUGUGUGACUUGUGAGCUUGGAUUGGGAUUGGAUUGGAGGAAGAGGAAGUAAGUAAUGGCGUCUGAAACGGCUUCGUCGGUGGACGAAGUAGCCGUUGCUUCAUCACCAGUAGCAGUAGGUGUAGGAGGAACUGAUAACAGAGGCAGGCAUCGGAUUCUUGCUGAACUCAAGCGCGUCGAGCAAGAUUCCAGAUUUUUAGAGGAAGAGUUAGAAGAGCUUCAAAGAACAGAAAAUGUCUCAACAUUAUGUGAGGAAUUGUUGCGCAAUAUUGAAGUCAUACCUGAUCCACUGCUCCCACUAACAAAUGGCCCCCUGAACCAGUUAUGGGACCGAUGGUUUGAAGGACCCCAGGAUUCACAAGGUUGCAGGUGCUGGAUUCUUUGAUUAAAAGCAAUCUAACAUUCAUUGCCAUUUGUUGCGAGAGGCUUCAAGAUGUGUACUUGAGAGAAUUGUUCAAAAGUUACUGCACAGUUCUUAUUUUAGCAAAUGUUUGAUCAAAAUUUUCACCACGUCUGAGAUUGAAAUUUGUAGGUUGAUCAUACUGCAUGUAUAAUUUACAAUUUAUUCAUAUAAAGUUUGUAAAUGAAAAGUACCUAGUCUUCAAA